This is a messenger RNA of Phyllostomus hastatus (greater spear-nosed bat), 841 nucleotides long. It is a transcript of the gene NPM2, whose product is annotated as nucleophosmin/nucleoplasmin 2. Gene Ontology annotation, biological process: positive regulation of DNA replication; chromatin remodeling. Gene Ontology annotation, cellular component: nucleoplasm; nucleolus; cytoplasm. The transcript has 9 exons. Gene Ontology annotation, molecular function: histone binding; RNA binding; chromatin binding. The record is from RefSeq and is a predicted model, not a curated record. The coding region runs from base 1 to 651 and encodes 216 amino acids. NCBI's taxonomy places the organism in Eukaryota, Metazoa, Chordata, Mammalia, Chiroptera, Phyllostomidae.
AUGCAUCGCAGCCGGGUCACCAGCACCGCCGACAGGGCAGCGACAGCCAUGCUUUGGGGCUGUGAGCUAAACCAGGAGAAGCGGACCUGGACCUUCAAACCGCAGAAGGAGGGGAAGCAGGACUGUAAGGUGCUGCUGAGCACGAUUUGCUUGGGGGAGAAAGCCAAGGAGGAGAUGAACCUCGUGGAGAUCCUGGCCCCAGCAAGCCAGGAGGACAAGAGGCCAAAGCCCAUCACCAUCGCCUCACUGCAAGCCUCAGUCCUGCCCACGGUCAUGAUGGGCCUGGAGCUUUCUCCUCCAGUCACCUUUCAGCUGCGGGCUGGCUCUGGGCCCGUGUUCCUCAGCGGCCAGGAAUGUCACGACCCCAAUGACAUCUUGGAGGAAGAGGAGGAGGAGGAAGAGGAGGAGGAAGAUGAGGAGGAAGAUGAGGAUGAGGAUGACGAGGAUGAGGAUGACGAUGUGGAUAUGUCCCUAGAGGAAACUCCUGCCAAACCAGGCAAGAGGCUGAUUUCCCAGAGGCAGACCAGCGUUGCCAAGAAAAAGAAGGUGGAGAAAGAAGAGGAAGUGAUGAGACCCAGCCUGAAAGACAAGAGCCCUGCAAGGAAGGCCAAAGCCACACCCAGAGCCAAAAAGCCGGCAUUCAAGAAAUGAGGAGCCAGGAGCGGCCUGGCCCCAGUGACCGUGGGAGGGCUGGCCAGGCCACGCCACCAUGCAGAGUGGGCUUUCACGGGAUACACUGUGGACCCACACCUGCUCCCUGGGGCCCUCCACCUGAGGCUGAAGGUGAUGGAGGUAUGGGGGGCGCAACACAAGAGCCCCCUAUCGCAAGUCUCCGGAUUGA